Messenger RNA from Lathyrus oleraceus (garden pea), 858 nucleotides. Its product is annotated as two-component response regulator ORR21. Gene Ontology annotation, biological process: cytokinin-activated signaling pathway; phosphorelay signal transduction system. The coding region runs from base 1 to 858 and encodes 285 amino acids. Lineage: Eukaryota; Viridiplantae; Streptophyta; Magnoliopsida; Fabales; Fabaceae. The transcript is spliced from 4 exons. Gene Ontology annotation, molecular function: DNA binding. The record is from RefSeq and is a predicted model, not a curated record.
AUGGAUUCUUAUAACUUUGUUCAAUAUGUAACCCUACAACACAAAAUACCUGUCAUUGUGAUUUCUUCUGAUGCCACAGAAAGUUCUGUCCUAAAGUCUAUAAUUCAUGGCGCAUGUGAUUAUUGGGUUCAACCUCUGCAUGAAAAACAAUUCAAGACCAUGUGGGGACACGUUGCCAGAAAAACUUUGAUGGAGAAUAAAGAAGAUGAAGAUCUUGGAUUCUUGAAUGCGCAACUCCAUAAAGAACCUGAAGUUCUUGAAAUCUUGGAGACUGAAAGUCAUAAAGAACAUCAAGAUCUUGGAUUCUUGAAUGCGCAACUCCAUAAAGAACCUGGACUUGUUGAAAUCUUGGAGACUGAAAGUCAUAAAGAAGAUGAAGUUCUUGGAUUCUUGAAAGCGCAAAGCUAUAAAGAACAUGAAGUUGUUGAAAUCAUGGAGGGUCCUCGGCAUGAAAGAAAACGGGAGAGAGAAGAUGAUAAUCCUCCAAAAGAAACAGAGGCAAAACCUAGAAAGAUUCUCAAAAUGAUGGAUGUUUCUGGUUUGACAACAGAACAUGUUGCAAGUCAUUUGCAGAAGUAUAGGAAUUAUUUAAAGAAACCAUGUUGUGGAAAAAGGUCAAAGAAAAGUAGAUUUGAUAUUCCAGCUGAAUCUGAACAUGCUCAAUCAAUGUUACAACAGCAUUCAACUGAUGUUACUACUAAUUAUCAUCAAGUUUCCGACAUUGGCUACAAUAAUGAAACAGAAAAGCUUUCAACUGGUUUUGGCGAUUAUCAAGUCUCCGACAUUAUGAACGAUUUUCCUGAUCCAUCUGACUUGCUCUUUGAUUUAGAUGAUGAGUUAAUAUCAUUAUUAUUUUGA